AUACAAAUCAUCGUCAUAUAAAUUCAAAUAAAUAACCAUAACCGCCACAAAAUGCUAAAAACCAUGGCAAACAUCGAUAGACGACAGCGCUGUCAUCGCCAAUCGACAGCCACUGACAGCCGCACUCCAGCCUGCAGCCCUGGUUUUUGACGUUUACACGUCACAAUUCGUCGAAGCCGACUUGCGUUUGCAUUCGUGUACACUUUACCGCACUCUUCGCUACUUUCUCUACGAAAAUCGAACUGAAAAAUGGGAUCCGGCAAACAACAGAAAGUCCAGUCCUCUGGCUUCACCAAGGAAGAGGAGCUGCUGCUGCAGGACUUUAGCCGCAACGUGAGCACCAAGUCGUCGGCGCUGUUCUACGGCAAUGCCUUUAUCGUGUCGGCCGUUCCAAUCUGGCUCUUCUGGCGCAUCCACAACAUGGACUUGUGGCCCAGCUCCAUCCUGUUCGUCCUGGUGACGGCCGCUAGUACUUAUCUGAUGGCCACCGCCUACAAGAACAUCAAGUUCCAGCUGAAGCACAAGAUCGCCGGACGGCGGGAGGAGGCGGUGACCCGCGAGGUCAACCGUCAGGUGGGCGAUGACAAGAAGGUCACGCGCAAGGAAAAGGACGAGCGCAUCCUGUGGAAGAAGAACGAGGUAGCCGACUACGAGGCCACCACCUUCUCCAUCUUCUACAACAACGCCAUCUACCUGGCCGUUAUCAUUUUCAUCAGCUUCUUUAUCCUGAAGAACUCGACGCCGUUCAUCAACUACAUCUUUUCCGUGGGCAUCGCCAGCGGCGCUCUGUCGCUCUUCUCCACCAGCGCACAGACGAACUGAGCGAAUGUGCAGCCAUGUCAUCCCAUGUUCAUGUACUCGUAAUGUAAGGCCCUUCAAGAGAUUUCCUGGUACAGCGGGCUGGUCCUUCAUCCGCCAACCCCCGUCCCAUUGGCGUUUCCAGCAGUGCGAGCAUAGAAAUUUUAUAGUAUAAACACCAACUUGUCUUUCUUGUAGAAAGCUGAUCAACUUCCAUUCGCUGCUGAUUGAAUAAAUUGUAAAGAU
Messenger RNA from Drosophila melanogaster (fruit fly), 1044 nucleotides. RefSeq lists its product as uncharacterized. NCBI's taxonomy places the organism in Eukaryota, Metazoa, Arthropoda, Insecta, Diptera, Drosophilidae. Gene Ontology annotation, biological process: SRP-dependent cotranslational protein targeting to membrane. The coding region runs from base 250 to 822 and encodes 190 amino acids. The transcript has 2 exons. The record is from RefSeq and is marked reviewed. Gene Ontology annotation, cellular component: endoplasmic reticulum membrane; membrane.